AUGGACCAACAGGAGGAGAAAGCAGGCAAAACGGAGCCCAAAGGAGCUCGAUCGAGUCGCCACAGAUCGAUCGACUCACCACACACCCACUCGAUCGAUCCCAUGCGCUGCCCAUCGAUCGACUCACAUCAGCUACCCAGCUCGAUCGAUCCCAUGCAAGAGGAGUCGCUCGAUCGUCCUUCGAUCGAUCCCAUGCAGCGACGAGCUCGAUCGAUCCCGUUCUGUCUCAGCCGUUCGAUCAAUCCCGGUCAGAUGAUAUCACAGCCGUUCGAUCUACUUGGUGCAAACCGACUUCGAUCGAACCACAGCGAACCGGAUUGA
Messenger RNA from Microthlaspi erraticum, 321 nucleotides. The record is from the annotation of a GenBank genome assembly. Lineage: Eukaryota; Viridiplantae; Streptophyta; Magnoliopsida; Brassicales; Brassicaceae.